AUGGAAGUUCAACCCUCGGCUGCUCUUGCCCAUAUCCCACCUCUGCCCGCUGAACACCCAGUCCCUGGCGUUGCUGAGUUCACUCAGAUGCUUUCCAUGCAGCUCCGCGACAUUCACAUUCUCUCCUCGAUCACCCUCCUCCGGCUUAGAACUGCUGCUACCGACAAAACCCUUUCCCUCUUGGCGUCUUCUCCUCCACAAGAAGAAAGCCAACCCCAAGAGAGCAAUCGCUCCCACUGCAACCACCUGUGGCCUCUGGGUUCCGGAGACCCUUCGUCCGUUGCGCUGGCGUCUACCUUUGAACCGCUGGGGGAGGUAGUGGUGCUCAACGUGGAUGCCGUUGACGCAGAUGGCUCCGUGGUUGGUGCCGAAGAAAUCGCAGUCUCCAAUGACGAAAUGUCAGAUACCAUUGACGCAGCCGUGGUUGACACCAAGGAGGUUGUGGUUAAGCUUGGUGAAGCCGUCGAGGUAACCUCAUCACUGGUGGAGGAUUCUAUUAUUGUCGUUGUCGAAGUCGAUGUAGAAGACGAGGUUUCCGCACUGGAUAUUGCCGGGGGAAAGGACUCAUAG
Messenger RNA from Sordaria macrospora k-hell, 570 nucleotides. RefSeq lists its product as uncharacterized. The record is from RefSeq and is a predicted model, not a curated record. NCBI's taxonomy places the organism in Eukaryota, Fungi, Ascomycota, Sordariomycetes, Sordariales, Sordariaceae.